UAGGGCGAACAACAAAACAAUGUUGUGGUCCUGACUAACAUUGAAUGGAUAAGCCAUCUAUUCUUGAGCACUAAUGAGAUUAGGGUGUCAUUGCAGACAUGGGUUGCAGCGGCAAAGUACCUUUUGUUGAGCUCCGUGGGGAGUGUUUUCCCUGUCAGUCCUUCAGCGCUGGAAAUGGCGUUCUGAUGCUGAACAAGGAAGACGCGGUGCAGGCGGAUGCCAGCGAAUAGAAAUUACAUGUUUUCCAUAAACUGGUUUGUGGUGUGGAUUCCUAGUAGUGGUGGACAACAUGAAGUACCAGAAAUACAUAACGGUGAUACAGAUGGCUAUGGGGGUGACUGCCAUCAACAGAGACAAUUGCAUCCCUCCUAAGAGACAGAUGUGGGUGACUCCCACAGAUGGAUUGUCAGGGAUAGGUGCCACAGGGAUAGGCACCGCUGCUUCCUCUGCUGCCAUUACGGAAGCUCAGGAUUCAGCAGAAGCAGCUGCAGAAGAUGCUGCAGCUGCUCGUGCCGCUGCUCGUGCAGGUGCUAUGUGUGGUUCUGGUGCUAUAGGAGGAUGCAGUGUAAUGUUUGCCACCUCCACACUCUCGCUGCCCAUGACCCAGGGCAAGCCCUCCCUCCGCAGGAUCAAGGGCCGUAUUCACCGCAGCAAGAGCCUGGACAGCAUAGACCUGCUCGACUCCAAUAGCGCAGCGAUGGAGGAAACUGUAAUAUGGGAACAGCACACAGUGACCCUUCACAGAGCCCCAGGGUUUGGGUUCGGCAUAGCCAUCUCAGGGGGCCGGGACAACCCUCACUUCCAGAGUGGUGAGACUUCCAUUGUCAUCUCCGACGUCCUGAAGGGAGGCCCAGCAGAAGGACUCUUAUCGGAAAAUGACCGUGUGGUAAUGGUCAACGCGGUGUCCAUGGACAAUGUAGAGCAUGCGUACGCAGUGCAGCAGCUUCGGAAGAGUGGAAAGAAUGCAAAAAUAACGAUCAGAAGAAAACGGAAGGUUCAGAUCCCGGUGUCCCGCCCAGGAGACAGGGAGACUAUGUCCGAGCACGAGGAAGAGGACACGGAUGAAGACGACGGUUGCGAGCCGCACAGCGGGCCCACCAGCGCCUACGGAGCGGCGAGCGGCGGCACGGCCAGCAGGCGGACAAACGACCGCGAGCGUGAACGCAGCAACAGCAGCCGGCGGGAACACAGUGCCUCGCGAGAGAGGAGCAUCUCGCCCCGCUCCGGCCGAUCCCAAGGGUCCUCUACACCGUCCCGCCCCGCCAAAGUCACCCUUGUCAAGUCCCGCAAGAAUGAAGUAGAGUAUGGUCUGCGUUUGGCCAGCCACAUCUUUGUGAAGGACAUCUCCCCAGAGAGCCUAGCAGCACGGGAUGGAAACAUCCAGGAGGGAGACGUGGUGCUGAAGAUUAACGGCACAGUGACCGAGAACCUGUCGCUAAUAGAUGCUAAGAAGCUGAUUGAGAGGUCAAAGGGCAAGUUAAAGAUGGUGGUCCAGAGAGACGACAGAGCCACGUUGCUCAACAUCCCCGACAUGGACGACAGCAUUCCCUCCGGCAACAACUCCGACCGAGACGACAUUUCAGAAAUUCAUUCACUGACCUCAGACCAUUCCACUCGAUCCCAUGAUCGAGCACGGGGCAGUCGAUCCCGCUCCCCUACCCGGUCUGAGCCCUCGGACCCCUCCCGACACUCACCACGGCAGAUUAGCAAUGGCAGCCACAGAAGUCGAGAUGAGGAGAGGAUUUCCAAGCCCGGGGUGAUGUCGACUCCUGUUAAAGGUUCCCAGGAGGCCCUAAUCCAGGCCAUCAGCGACCAGCCACUGGCCAGAGAGGACAAACUGCCCCCACUGCCAGAACCAAAGCCAGUGUAUGCCCAGCCUGGCCAGCCUGAUGUGGACCUUCCAGUCAGCCCCUCUGAUGCCCCAGUGCCCAGCGCUGGUCAUGAUGACAGCAUCCUCAGGCCGAGUAUGAAGCUGGUGAAAUUUAAGAAGGGGGAGAGUGUUGGCCUGAGGCUGGCCGGAGGGAACGACGUGGGCAUCUUUGUAGCCGGAGUCCUGGAGGACAGCCCAGCUGCCAAGGAAGGUCUGGAGGAAGGAGACCAGAUUCUCAGGGUAAACAACAUAGACUUUGCUAACAUCAUCCGAGAGGAGGCUGUGCUGUUCCUCCUAGACCUUCCCAGGGGUGAAGAGGUCACCAUUCUGGCCCAGAAGAAGAAGGAUGUUUACCGUCGGAUAGUAGAGUCAGAUGUGGGUGACUCGCAUUCAGGAGCGGAGAGAGGUCAUCCCCAACAAGAACUGAGCUUCAACAAGGGAGAGGUGUUCCGUGUAGUGGACACCAAUGAGAACUCUACAACGAGAGACGCCAUACGCAUUGGCAAGAACCACCAGGAGGUGGAGAGAGGCAUCAUCCCCAACAAGAACAGGGCAGAGCAGUUGUCCAGUGUGCAGUACACCCUCCCCAAAACGCCAGGGGGCGACAGGGCUGACUUCUGGAGGUUCCGUGGUCUGCGGACCUCCAAGAGGAACCUGAGGAAGAGCAGAGAGGACCUGUCUGCCCAGCCGGUCCAAACCAAGUUCCCUGCCUAUGAGAGGGUGGUGCUGAGAGAGGCUGGGUUCCUGAGGCCUGUGGUGAUCUUUGGGUCCAUCGCAGACGUGGCGAGAGAGAAGCUGGCCAGAGAGGAGCCUGACCUGUUUGAGCUUGCCAAAACACAGCAACAUGAAGGAGUGGAAAAGAGUGAGCCCAAAGACGCAGGAAAAGACCAGCGCAGCUCCGGGAUCAUUCGCCUCCACACCAUUAAACAGAUCAUUGACCGGGACCGGCAUGCUGUGCUGGACAUCACCCCCAACGCUGUGGACCGUCUGAACUACGCCCAGUGGUACCCCAUCGUGGUGUUCCUCAACCCAGACAGCAAGCAGGGUGUCAAGACCAUGAGAACCAGGCUGUGCCCCGAGUCCAGGAAGUCAGCCAGGAAACUCUACGAGAGAGCCCUCAAACUGAGGAAGAACAACCACCACCUCUUCACCACCACCAUUAACAUGAAUAAUAUGAAUGACGGGUGGUACGGUGCCCUGAAGGAGACCAUUCAACAGCAGCAGAACCAGCUGGUGUGGGUUUCAGAGGGAAAGGCGGAUGGUGCUCCAGAUGAUGACCUGGAUCUGCAUGAUGACCGUCUGUCGUACCUGUCGGCUCCGGGCAGUGAGUACUCCAUGUACAGCACGGACAGCCGCCACACCUCCGACUACGAGGACACGGACACAGAGGGCGGGGCCUACACCGACCAGGAACUAGACGAGACGCUGAACGACGAGGUGGGCCUGCCCACUGAGCCCGCCAUCACCCGCUCCUCGGAGCCCGUCCGAGAGGACCCGCCAGUAAUCCAGGAGCCCCUGGGGUACGGCGGGUACCAGCACACAGUGCAGCCCGACCCCCUGAACCGGAUCGACCCAGCCGGAUUCAAGGCACCAGCGGCCCAGCAGAAUGAGAAAGCAGAGGCUGUUCCGGCCACCAUGCCUAUCCUCCCUCAGCAGCCUGAGCAGCCUGUGUUACUGGCUGAGACAGAGACAGUGCCCCCUGCUGUCGACAACACCGUAAAUGGUGUAGCUGGUUUGAGCCAUGGUUUAAGCCUUGGCCCUAUCGCUGCUCCCCAGAGCGAACCCAGCCCAGGCCCCGGCCCCGGCCCCGAGGCUGACUGGCCUAGGAUGCCCACCCCUGAUCUAGCUCAGCCCCUGGCCCCGGCCCCAACGCUCGAACCCGAACCCCUACAAUCCGGACCUCCCAGUUCAGAACCACAGAUAUACAAGAAGGAUCCCUACCUGGAGGAGCCAAUCAGAGUAAACCAUGGUGGUGUAAAGCCGUCUCCGACGAUGGGGCCUCCCAUGACCUACGAGUCCCAGCCUCCAUACCAGGACCAACACCCGUACAGAGAUUAUGAUCACCCACCUAACCGCUACGACGGGGGUGGCUACCUCGAACCAAAGUAUCGUAACUUCGACUCUCAACUGCACCAUGAGAAAAGCGUGCCUCACUACGAUGACCAGUGGCCUCCUUACAACCAGCAGACCUCUGGCCCACCACCCCACCAGCAACAGCAGCAAUCUGGGCAUGGCUACGACCCCCGGCUGUCCUACGAAGACGGACCCAAGCAAGACUACAGCCCUCCUCAGCCGCGCUAUGAUGAGGCCCCGCUGGGCUACAACGGACGACCUCGCUACGGAAAGCCUGCAGGACCAGGACCCAUCCGCUACGAUGAGUCUCCUCCAUCCGGCCCAGGGGGCUACGCUCCUCUACGUUACGACCAGGAGCCUCACCCGUAUCCCCCUUCAACACGCUCUCCAGAGCCCCCUAAACAGUACUACCAGGGGGAGCCUGCCCAGCGGCCAGGACCUGGGCCGGCCUACAACCAGGCACCACUUCAGCACCGAGGCUACAAGCUCCCGCCCCAACAGUACGAACCCAUCAUGAACUUUGACGCCCCCGUGCCCGCCCCCAAACCACAACCAGAGGCUCUCCGUCCCUCACCUGGGGACACGGUGAUCACUACAGCCCCCAAUCUCCUUCCCCCUCCCCCCAGAGUGGAGCCAGAGGACGACCCGGCCAUAAGGGCCCAGUCGGUGCUGUCCAGAGUCAAGAUGUUUGAGAACAAGCGCUCUGUCUCUGUGGACCGAGCCAAGGAGGCAGGGGACACCUUCGGGCUCAGGGCAGCAGAUCUGCCCACCAAACCAGGUGCGUGCAUUCCUAAAGCCAACUCGCUCAGCAAUCUGGACCAGGAGAAGUCGUUCAGAGUCCCUGAGCCUCAGAAGGCCCGAGAGGUGUCCGAUGAUGACAUCGUGCGCUCUAACCACUAUGACCCAGAUGAAGACGAGGAGUACUACAGGAAACAGCUGUCCUACUUUGACCGGCGCAGCUUGGACGCAGGCAAGGCACUUCCUCAGACAACACCUGUCAUCGCAACCAAACCUGCUGUUCAACCACAAGCACAUCCCGGAUACAACUACCCAAGGGCAGAGUCAGUGGAGAAGGUCAGUCCUGUGGAGAGGAGAUAUGAACCCGUUCCCCAAGUUACCCCCACUGCCCCACCUGCCAUACUACCCAAACCCACCUCAUCUGAGGACACAGUCACAACCAACUACCUGCCCCAGAAGAGUUACCCUGAGAAGUCUCCAGUGAACGGUAUGGCAAUGAAGGACCAGCCCAAGGCCCCGGCCAAUACUAGCUACAACCGCUACGUCCCCAAGCCCUACACCAACUCCGCCAAGCCCUUCGAGAGGAAGUUUGAGAGCCCCAAGUUCAACCACAACCUGCUGCCCAACAACAAAACAGACCUGACCCCAGCCAUCAAGGCCCCAGCCAACAGCACAGCCCCAGCCAAGCCCCAGAUCUCCCCCCAACCUACAGACCUGGACUCUGGCAUGGACACCUUCACACGCACCAUGGACAACAGGUCCAAGUACCAGCACAACAACAUCAACGCUGUGCCCAAGGCCAUCCCUGUCAGCCCCAGUGCUCUGGAGGAUGAUGAUGAGGAUGAAGGUCACACGGUGGUGGCCACGGCCCGGGGGGUCUUCAACUGUAAUGGAGGGGUGCUGAGCUCCAUCGAGACGGGUGUCAGCAUCAUCAUCCCACAGGGGGCCAUCCCCGAGGGCGUAGAACAGGAGAUCUACUUCAAAGUCUGCCGGGACAACAGCAUCCUGCCCCCCCUGGACAAGGAGAAAGGAGAGACCCUGCUCAGCCCGCUGGUGAUGUGUGGCCCUCACGGCCUCAAGUUCCUGAAGCCUGUGGAGCUGCGUUUACCUCACUGUGCGUCUAUGACCCCAGAUGGUUGGUCUUUUGCUCUAAAAUCCUCCGACUCCUCGUCGGGUGAUCCCAAGAGUUGGCAGAAUCAGUCUCUCCCUGGAGACCCCAACUACCUGGUGGGAGCCAACUGUGUGUCUGUGCUCAUCGACCACUUCUGAAGAGUGCAACAGCUGGCCUGUUACUGAAUGUGAAACCAUGGGAAAGGAUGGAUAAUACAUACACACACACACACGCACACCAUUUCUCCAGGGGUGGACCAUACACAAUGAUGUAUUUACACCCAGUGCUCCAGUGUUGUUUACUGUGCCCAUGGAAGAUGGAAGGAGACUGAAGUUGCCCCUAUGUGCUGUCCUUUAACUCUUUCCGAGGUCUUGAAGAAAAUACAAAACACACAACGAUUUAACCAGUGAUGGAAUGCAUGCCCUGUGCCACUGAGUAACUCAUCACAUUAUACGCCAAGUUUUAACUUUUAAUUGUUACAUAACAGGAAAAUGGUUUGAGGUUUUUACUUUUGAAGUAGAUGGACAUACAUGUAGGUGUAUUUAUACUAUGUAUGCAUACAGUAUAUAUAGUAUAUGGUAUAAUUUGAAAUUCAAUUCUAGAAAUCGUAAUUCAAGAAUCAGAAUUCAACCUUUUUUGUCACCUUUUGAAUUGGCUGACUUACAAAGACGGUCAUGUUUUUUCCACAUUGACAGAUUUGUGAUGGUUUUGGAAUUCGGUGCCAGGGAGGUGGGCAGUAAAGUGAUGAUGUCAAUGCAGAGCCACAUUUUCUAAAUGUAUGGCUCUGUGGUAAUGAUUAUGGUGUUAGUGAAGUAGGCAAGCAUCUGCAGAAGAGAAGAGGAAGGUUAAUACUUUGAGGUGGAUUUAAAGCCCAACUCAUGCCUCGAACAUGUUCAUCCUGUGACUAGAAUGGCUCUUCUUCCUUUCCUUUUUUCUUUCUGUCAACUGACCUUGGAUUCACUUUGUAUUGACUACCAGAAUUCUACUCCUGCUGUAUCAAGAUCUAUGCAUGUGCUAUGACUCAGGUCCAGAAGCCUGCUCAGUUCUCCCUCACCAUGUUAAAACCCUCUUACAUUAACAAGCAGUGAUGCCUUAUCUGCAUAUUAUUCACUUUUUCAGUAAAAACCUCUGGGUUCUUCUAAGUUAUGAUGAUAAAUUAUGGACAAAUGAAGUUCUCUUGCCAUUUUGUCAACCCACUGUAUAAAUGAACUUGGGUUUAGCGCACAAGAACAAUUGAAGCGAAUAAAGGUAUUCUUUCUUUAUCUGCUAUACAUAUGACUUCAGAAGAAAAGGAAAAACAUGACAAAAAAGACAAGUGGCUGUAAAUAAAGUUAGCAUAUGGCCUUGGUUCUUGGUUUGUAAAUGAACUUUUGUAUGUCUUUGUUAUUUUGUAUAAAACUUAGAGAAAACUGUUUUAAAAAAUAAAUGAAUUGACCAUGGUUUACUUUCUAAUCUGGUUAUACCCUUGAGCCUUGGAACUUGUAACUAUUAGCAGUAAUAAAAUCCACAUUUUCUACCAAUAUAUUCACACUACAUAUAAAUAAUAAUUGUCACACAAUCUUUUUAUGGUUAUUUGCAAAAGAGGAAAGAGCUUGGGUUAAACAACUUUUCAAACCUGUUCUUUAAAAGGGUGUGCUCUGUCCCCCUCAUUUAUUUGUGAUACUGGAUGCUGUAUUAUUUUGUGCCCUGAAAUGUAUUUUUGUACUAAUAGACCAUAUAUUACGGCACACCAGUACUAUUGUCUUUAUAUAUGAUAACACAGCUUCAAUUCGAUAUUAGCUCUUCACGUGUGGCUGACUUUUUUCUCCUUUGUGACACAAUUUUAAGUAUACCACUGUAUUAAUGAAUAAAAACAUUUUUAAAGUAAAGUC
Messenger RNA from Oncorhynchus masou masou (cherry salmon), 7663 nucleotides. Its product is annotated as tight junction protein ZO-1-like. NCBI's taxonomy places the organism in Eukaryota, Metazoa, Chordata, Actinopteri, Salmoniformes, Salmonidae. Gene Ontology annotation, cellular component: bicellular tight junction; plasma membrane. Bases 290 to 5950 code for a protein of 1886 amino acids. Gene Ontology annotation, biological process: cell-cell adhesion; cell-cell junction organization; protein localization to cell-cell junction. Gene Ontology annotation, molecular function: cell adhesion molecule binding. The record is from RefSeq and is a predicted model, not a curated record. The transcript has 32 exons.